UGGCUGCGAUUGUACUUCUAUGUGCAUGGACUCUAUUGACCGUGAAGCUGCCCAAGCCCAUAUUGACAAUAUAAGGCAGUAUACAAAGGAAGAAAAGGACUUAUAUAUAAUGGGAGCAUUAAACCGGAUGAAUUCAGAUAAAAAACGAAGCCGGUAUGGUGAUCGUCAGCGUACGCGAUACGACUAUAAGUUUGAGGGUAAUGUUGUUUGUAAGAAAACAUUCAUGUGUGUGUAUGACAUCGGCCCAACUCAUCUCAAGAACCUCUUAAAACAUGUUAACGAGAAUGGAAAUGUUCCCCGUUGUCAUGGAAACCAAGGCCGGCGGCCCAUUCAUGCGUUAACUUUUCAAGAAAUUGAAAAUGUAAUAUCAUUUUUAAAGAAUGUUGCAAUUGAUGAAGGACUUCCCAUGCCUGCAGCACCCAGAGGGAGAGCCAAUGACGCACCAGUUUUCCUCCACAGCUCCACCACAAAGAUGAAAAUGCAUAAAUUAUAUGAAAAAUCGUGCAUUGAAGCAGCCACAAAAUGUAUUAAAUAUAGGACGUUCUGCAGAUUGUGGCAUGAGCUUUGUCCAAACAUCAAGAUCGCCACUCCCCAAGAGGACGUGUGUGUCACGUGCGAGAUGUCACGGAAAGGAGUCGCUGAUGCCACGACAGACGACGAGAAGCUAGCUGCUGCAUCAGCUCUCGAGAAACACAUCAAUGCGACCAGAAAAGAGCACAAGGUGUACAAAGACUGCGUUACUACUGCUAUGGACGAAUUGAGAGGCACGGGUCGCCCUACAGAGCCAGUCGAGCCAUGCUCAACUGACUUUCAGCAUGCACAUUACACGUUCGACUUUGCUCAGAAUUUGUGCCUGCCACAUCACAGUCGCCAGAUGGGACCUAUGUACUUUGUCACUCCUAGAAAAGUUCAUUUAUUCGGGUUUCGGGACGACGCCCUUCCGAUUCAGUAUAAUUUUCUAAUCGACGAAGCCGAGACUAUGAUGCAGGAUGGAGGUGGCAUUCACGGGCCAGAUGCUGUAAUUUCGCUCGUGGAUUACGCUCUGACAGAGUUUGGGCACGGGGAGCGAGUGACUACUCUUCAUGCGGACAAUUGUGGCGGACAAAACAAAAACCGCUACCUGCUAGCGUACUUCUGCUGGAGGACCAUGAUCGGCCUUAACGAGGAGAUACGCUAUUUGAUGCAGGUAGCAGGUCAUGCCAGGUGCAUAAUAGACGCUGGGUUCGGGCGAAUCAAGGCGCUUUACAGGCGAACGGACUGUGAAACCUUGAGCGACCUAGAAAACGUUGUUGCAUCUUCUUCAACUACAAAUGAGGCUGUCCUUUACAAGAAACCUGACGGGACCUCGAGGUUUGAAUGGCGGGAAUGGAAGACAUUUCUUGGGGAACAGUUUCGUGCACUAAAAGGAAUAAGGUCAUAUCAGCAGUUCCGAUUCACCUCUGAGUCGCCUGGCAUCAUUUUUUGAAGAAAGGAGAAGACAACGAGGAGACGAGCUACUGUGUGUUCCGUGGUGGAAAUGUAUUGCGAAGUAGACCGCAGGAAGUACAAGCUGCUGGUUUAAGCCGCGAGCGCCAGGCAUACUUGGCAACUCACGUGCGAAAAUACUUGCGGGCGAAGAACAAGGACACAACAUGUCCGCUUUCUGAGGAAUAGUGCCAAGUGUCUGACAUCACUGAAUAAGUGGACAUAUUUUGGGUGUGAAUUGCUAUUGUGCUGUUGUUUGUUGUUAAAAUACAGAUUGUAACGUUUAUGUACACAUAGUUAUUGAACAUUGAUAAUUUAAUGUUUUUUUGUUGUUUUUUUUAAAAUGCUAAAGACGAUGGCUUGAAAACACACUUCAAGAUACUCUGCGAAACAUAUAGGGACUGUUUUUAUAUCAUAUGGGUAUACAGCGUUUAUUAAGGUAAUAUCACUACGGGAGAUCCUUCAAUAUGUUUUAUCAAAUAUCAGAAUAAUUAUAUUAAUUAAUAGAAAAUUUACCAAAAAUUUUUGAAAAAUAAGCCAGCGAUAUUUUCAUUCUAAAUAGCAGUCCUCGUUGCCAUGGUUACAUCAACAUUUAUGCAGUGUUUGUGCAGUUACCGAAAUACUUUUCUAUUGUUACCAUUCAGUUAAAGUUUCAAUUUUUUACCAAUAAUUGCAUGACAGUAAACUAGCAAAUGAU
Messenger RNA from Mya arenaria, 2161 nucleotides. RefSeq lists its product as uncharacterized. The transcript is spliced from 6 exons. NCBI's taxonomy places the organism in Eukaryota, Metazoa, Mollusca, Bivalvia, Myida, Myidae. The record is from RefSeq and is a predicted model, not a curated record. The coding region runs from base 20 to 1465 and encodes 481 amino acids.